Molecule: messenger RNA, 697 nt
Organism: Eutrema salsugineum
Lineage: Eukaryota; Viridiplantae; Streptophyta; Magnoliopsida; Brassicales; Brassicaceae
Product: 54S ribosomal protein L51, mitochondrial
Exons: 4
Coding region: 115-474 (119 amino acids)
Biological process (GO): mitochondrial translation
Cellular component (GO): mitochondrial large ribosomal subunit
Molecular function (GO): structural constituent of ribosome
Source: RefSeq, a predicted model, not a curated record
ACCGAGAAAACCAGUUACGUUUAGGUUUUUACGUACCUUUACACGAUCUUCUUCGUCUUUCUCACUCUCUUCUCGCCGCAAAAACCCCAAACCUCAAUAGGUUUCUUUCACGAGAUGGCGCUUAGAGGAGUAUGGCAGCUCCAGAAGCUGGUAGUGAGCUACUGUAACUGGGGAGGUAGCAGUAGAGGCAUAAGAGCCUUUAUGGAAUCAGAAUUACCUGCACUAAUAGAGAAAAAUCCGCAGCUCGAAGUGGUUACCGAGCUUUCACGGGGACAACAUCCUUAUUUGAAGGGCAUAUACAGGAACAGAAAUGAAAGGGUGGUGUGUGUGAAGAACAUGGAUCCUGAAGAAGUGCUUCUGAAUGCAACAAGGCUGAGGAACUCGUUGGGAAGGAAAGUGGUUAAACUGAGGACUAGACAUGUGACUAAAUACCCGAGUGUUCAAGGCACGUGGACAACCGCUAUCAAAUUCUGAGUCUUUCCUGAGAAAUAGAUUGCGGGUUUUCUUCCCUCCUAGCUCUCGAAUUGAUUCGAAUCGAAUGUUGGAAGUAUCAGGAUUCAUCAUUAUCUAUAUUUCCAAAAUCCCAAGUUGCUGUGACUUGGACAAACAUUCAGGCUUCAAAUGUUUUACUGCAAUGUUUGAAUUUUGUCUUGUUCCAUAUGGUUUAUAAUAAGAUUUCAGAAGGUUUAUGGCUUAA